AUGAAUUUUCGCUCAGAUUUGGCUAGCCUGCUUUUUCGACUGAAAUUUCGGCUUGCCUGCUCCACAAGUUCAAAUCCAUAUACGGAGUUCAUGUCGCCCUAUUCGGUCCUCAUGCCCGUUGUUCCCACGAAAUCAUGCAUACCUUCUAGCUGCUAUCUCCCGGAUGACGCUUCCACAAUAAAUGGGAAUCCUUUCACCCAUUCCACGGAGAUGUCGGCCUCAGAUACUCCUGUCCUUUCAGCUUUUCACACCAGGUGCAGUUUCAGGCUUGCACUUCAAGGCGUCCAACGCUCGUUCACGAAAAAGCUGGUCCCUCUGUCAAACUCUCUCUCUUACCGCUCACAGUGUCAAACCUUAGGCCUCGAGCCACUAUGGUUUAGACGGUUUAAGAGGAGUCUAACUCUCCUACACCGCCUGCCGCAUAAAAGUGCCUUUAUAGCAGAGGCUGGACCAAAAGUGAACCCACGUCCUCGCUACCGAUUCCGUAACUCCUGCAAACUUUUUGUGUCCCCCCAGCUAGUACAACUACACGCCACUACUUCUUUCUAUCAAGCCCAUUUCGUCAACCAGACAAAGAACAUACCCACCUGCUUCUCUCGAAACUGGUCACGAAGGCCUUCACCAUGCACCACUUAUAGAUUAAGGCUAAUAAUAGCAAUGCUGCACUCAUCCUAUUUCUUCCUCAUUCCCCUUCCUCCCAGGCUUCAAACUUCGGCUGCAGUUGCCCAAACACUCCGUACAACCUUUAUUCAUUCAACCUGGCUGGUACUUGGCCCACAUUUACAUGGUCCCUCAAAUGAAGGGAAAGUAUCCGUGACCCUGCAUCGUCCUCACUCCAUCUGGUACAGCCGCCAUGGAAAUACGUAUCCUCUGUCCGACUGCAGCACCCAUGACGACCGUUAUGCGGCUAGACGUAAACCGAAGUAUGUCAGUGCAGUGAUGGCACUGCACUUCCAUACCCAGUGUAGUGGCACUCCCGCGACUGUUUUAUUCAGAGGCUCGACUACAACCUCUCGCCCCCUUGAGCCUUUCGAUUUCAUACAUAGUUUUCGUUUGGCCCUAUGCAUUAGCAAUAUCUCCCCGUCGAAAGUAUCCCUUGCACUGGCCUCCCUACAACGGUGGCGCCAGAAAACUCCUGGACAUUUCACGGCAGCAGAACUUGGCACGUUGGGCUUUGUUAUCGGACGAAACACUCCGAGCAAAGUAGGCUUGGCGUACACUUCUUCGGCUCUCUUAGUUGGAGUCCCACAAGGAACCGUUUUGGGAUUGCAUCUGGUUCUCAUCUACGUUAACGAUCUUCCGGAAGUCCGUUCAAGUUCACGUCAACUUUUUUGCGGGCGACUUGAAAUCCUGGAUUUCUAA
This is a messenger RNA of Opisthorchis viverrini, 1362 nucleotides long. RefSeq lists its product as hypothetical. The record is from RefSeq and is a predicted model, not a curated record. The transcript has 9 exons. The coding region runs from base 1 to 1362 and encodes 453 amino acids. NCBI's taxonomy places the organism in Eukaryota, Metazoa, Platyhelminthes, Trematoda, Opisthorchiida, Opisthorchiidae.